GACGCCAUCGCUCAGAAAACUCCCUCUCUGAGAUAACAUCGCAUUUCUGCUGUGUUUGUCGUAAGCCCUCCCGUCUUGUGCGGCGUUGUGAUUCGGCUCAUUGACCCAUCGGCUGACUGAUUUGCUCGUCGGACAUUCGCUGCCCUCUCACCAGUAAGCACACGCACAAGAGAUGACAGACAGACGCGCGAACGACACACUCACUCACUGCGCCAUUGUGUGUGUGGUGGUAUUCAGGCGCCGUGAAGCCAGCGGGCGGCAGCAUGAGCAGCACAUCGGCAUCAGCAGCUGCUGCAGGUGGGCUGACUCACUGAGUGGGAGAGGCAGGGGAGGGGCUCACCUGUGUGUGCUGUGUGUGUGUUGGCCAGGCAGUGGUGGACAUAGCGGUGUCGUUGCAGUCAUCAAUCACAGCGCCACACAAGACGAUGAGCAGUCGGUGAGCCAUGGUGCGGCCACACAAGCAAAGACCGUCAUGUGCUCUCUGAGUCUGUUUCUCGUGCGUGAUGAUGUUGUGUGUGUGCGUGCCGGCCUCCUUUUUCAGAAGUCGUCUGAUCUGUUGGCGCGCAUGGUGAAGUUGCACCAUCAAGUAGGUGGCUUGGCUGCAGACACAGACGAGAGGACAUGUAGGCAGACCUGAAGAUGGAUGGAUGGCUGUGUGUGCAGAUGAGCGACUCGAUCAGAUAUCUCGCUGCCAAGGUCAGUCAGUGGGUCGACAAAUGGCUGGCUGAGCACACCAUGCACGCUGUGUCAUUUGUCAUUGCCCACUCCCUCCUCCGUUUGCCUGUGUGUGGUAAUACCUGUGGUUGUGUGCAGGGGUCUGUCGGAAAGAAGCACCUGCCGAUGCUGGAGAGAGCCAUCGCAGACAGCUCUAGUGCACUCGACCGACUUGAUGGCUUGGCACUGGUAUGCACACACGCAUGCAUCAUUGAUCCGCCCUCCGAUCCAUUCUGAGCUUUGGUUUGUGUGUGUGUGUGUGUGUGUGUGUGUGUGUGGCUCAGCUGGAGGGCCACUUCAAGAACUUCGCACUCGCCCCUCCUGACGAUGAAGUCGAGGAGGGAUGGGGGAGGAUCGAGCCCUUCUUUGCAGAGGCACGUGUACCCAUCGAUUCGAUGGACGCACACCGACAUUGUGGCCGGGUGGACUUAAUUGCCGCAUCUGAUCUGCAGGCGCCGUCCAUCACCAUCAGUGGGGAUCUCUCUGACCACUCAUCCGACGCAGUCGACUCGCAGACAGAGACGCUGGCACAGGUACGAACAGGUACAAAGCCACGUAUGCUGUACCUGUGCCUUUCGUAUUGCAUAUCUGCUUUUGCUCCAGGGCCCCGGCAGCCGAUUUGCCGACAAGGCCGUCACUCAUGAGACCACUAAGGCCACUCAAACACAGAAGAAGGUACGACAGCGGAGCUGGUACACCGUGCUGCCGACAUCAUGACGGCCGACGUAUGCUGUCUGUGCGUGUCAUUCGUUGUCUGUUAGGCUCACUUGAUUGGGUUUGAGUUCGUGCGGCAGCUAUACGCCCUGCCCGAGACCCUCAUGCACGGCACACUUUUCCCCCUCAUCCACCAGCACCCCCACACUGCACUCGCCAAGGUCAGCAGUGCCCUCUGCUGCACCUCACCGGCAGUCGGCAGCGCCGUCGCGGCCGCCCUCAUCGCACAAAUCGACAGCAUCAUCGAACGCCUCAAGGGACUCAUCGGCUACACCCAGAUCCGUCGGCACCUGCAGUGGCACCCGGGUCGGUGUGUGGAUGUCCGUCGGCCAUCCCGACUGAUCCGCCUUCACUAUGUGAUGGUGACGGGCGGCGACUGGACGGGCAGCGCGCCGCUGCUGCGGCUGGCCAAGAGCUGCAGUGAGAUCCAGUCGCUGCCGAUCGAGCUGACGGCUGAGGAUCUGUGGCGUGCGGGCAGCAAGGCCGUCAUAGACAGCCGCCCGCCCAGCAUGAGGCAAUACGCCCUCUUCAGCCACCGACUGGGAGAGGUCAGGCACCUGUCGCGCGAUGCCAACGGGCGGGAGAGGCUGGGCGGCGGUGUGGUGACGGUGCACACACAGCAGACGGUGCCGGUCAGAUAUCGAGAUCGAUUCGAUGCGGCCGAUCCCCCGUGCCGACGUAGGAGAGGGGAGGGCACAGCACCACAGGGGAGCCAACUUGACAUGGAUGGUGUCUGCCGCUGUGUGUCUGUGUGUUGCUGCAGACGUUCGUGACUUCGGCAGCUUCCGUGAGUUGGUCAUCGAGAGGUAAGCAGCGAAAUGAGAGAAACACCAAUGUCUCCUGCUGUCUGCCUUUCCGCUUCCUGCUCUUUCAGUAUGGUAGUAGAGUCGUCGUUGCUUCAGGUGUGGGAUCGUUGGUGUUAUGAAUCAGAUCCGCACUCUGCUGAGUUUGACCGCAUCUGUGCCCUGAUCGACCAGCAGCCGCCCGUCUGCCGCACCAUCAACUACGGCAUUGCGAUACACACGGACGGCAUGAAGGGCCGGCUCGUCAUACUGCAUGGCGACGAGAAGGGCGACAAUUUCAUGGCAUACAUGGAGAUGGCAAAGUGGAGUGACGUGUGUUCAUCCAUCCACCUCUGCACCACCGAGGCGCCCCAUCAGGGCGGCAGUGGUCCUGCUGCCUUCCCGCGGACAGUGGCCAUCGCCAACAAGAGGAUGGGCGACGCCGUCACGCUACUCCCAGAGGUCAACAACGCCAUCAACACGGGUACAUACGCACGAGAACACCAGAUGAGCCCAACACAAGAGUGAGACUGUCUCUUGUUUCAUGACUGCAGCUGUCGGGGUGACGUCGACGUGACUGAGGUGGGCUUGGGCGGCGGCACGCACGACAUCGGAAGUAGCUGACGUGCAGUGGGGCGGCAAUGGGAAGGGCGCGAGAUGGACCGACCAGCCUGUCUGUGCUGCCUUCAUCUGUGUCUGUCAUGUGUUUGCUCCCGGCCGUUUUUCUUCCUCGUGUGUCGAUGUGGUGCGUUUAUCUGUCUGUCUGGAUGGACAUACA
Vitrella brassicaformis is the source of this 2988-nucleotide messenger RNA. Lineage: Eukaryota; Vitrellaceae. The record is from the annotation of a GenBank genome assembly.